AUGCCUGGGGAGCAGCCCUGCGGAGCGCCACCCCCAACCAUGACCAGAGGCCUGCAGUCCUGCCAAACAGCCAGCGCCAUGGCCAGCGGCCUAGGCCCCCAGCCUCCCGGCGAGGACGAUGCCCCAGCCAGCAGGACCGCCAAGGCCGCAAGAGAGGCGGGCAGCGGGACCCAGGCCAUGGAGCCCCCUGAGACCCAGCCUGGGCAGGCUAGGGAGGUGGAGCCCAAGGCCCCUCUCCUGAGAACCCAGCCCCUGAGCAGCCCCCCCAGGAAGGGCGGCAGCCCCCGGGGCCCACUCGGGCGGAGCCACGCACAGGCUCCCACACAGCACGCAGGCAGGGCAGACAGCAGCCCCCAGCAGCUCUACACGCUGAGCAUUUCGGGCUCAAGGGCCAGACCCACCCUGGAUGAGACCCCGGAGGGUCCACAGUGUGAGGCCCCUCCUGCCCCAGAAGAGCUCGGCUUCCAAAGGUGCUUCCAGGAGACUUCCUCCAGCUUUACCUCCACCAACUAUACCUCACCAAGUGCCACCCCAGGGCCCCCACCCCUGAGGGCCCCCCAGAGCAGUGCCGCCAGCCCCUGCGGGCCGACCUCCUACUCCGAGUCCCAGGCCAGUGGAGCUGCCGCCCAGCCUCCCACUGCUGAGAGCAGCUUCCCAGGUGCCAGCUGCAGGGUCCUCCUCCCAGAGCCCGAGCCCUUUCCUGAAAGUGGCAGCCCCAGGGUGGCCUCCUUCCAGAUCCCCUUCCCGGCGCUGCGUGGGACCAGCCCGAAGUCCUUCCCCAAGGACACUGCGGGGCCCAAGUACUCUGAGAGGGCACUGUUUGCCUUCCACCAGCCUCGGGGGGAAUGGCAGGAGGAGGCGGUGGGCACAGGCGUGGCCUACCCCCUGCCCACCCAGCCUGCUCCCCCACCCCCGCCCUGCUACUCCAGCCAGCCCGGACACCUCGACCCCGCCAGUGACCUCAGCCGUGCUCUCCCCACAACUGGUGCUGCUCGCCCGGCCCCCGGCCCCUUCUCGGAAAGCACAGUCACCUUCCCAGACAGUUUGCACAAGAGCCUGACCAAAGCCCUCCCUGAGAGAACGCCUCCAGCCCACAAUGGGCUGGGGAGCCCCAGGGGACCCCCAAGCUCUGUGCCCCAGAGGCACUUUCCCGGGCAGGCUUAUGGAAGCCCCGGAGCCAGUGGGGUGGGCACCAGUCCUAGGUCUCUGGACACAGAGGUGGCCACCCCCCCGCCCACCAGACUGCCCCAGCUGUGGGAUCCCACCGGAGCCCCUUACCCCACGCCCCCCCUGGGUCCCCCGGCCACCACCAGGAGUGCAUUCUUUGAAGGCCAGCCCAGCCCGGGCCAGCAGCUCGGCCUUCCCCGGAGCCCCCCGCUGCCCUGGCCGCAGGUGCUCCCAGCCACCAGGCUCAGCCCCCAUCAAGUGGAGAUGCUGAGCCGGCUGCCUUUUCCCCCGGGGACCCCUGAGUGGCAGGGGGGCAGCCAGGUCGCCCUGGGUGCUGCGUGCAAGACACCUGGGCCGGGGGAGAAGCUGGCGGUGCACAGCAGCUCCCCGGGGCUAUUCCCCUACAAUGGGCUACAGGACCCUGGAGCCCAGCCCCUGUUCUUUGGGGUGGCCCAGCCCCAGGUCUCACCUCAAGGGACCCCUGGCCUGCCCACGCCCAGGCUGGUGGGAGCCUCUCCCAGUGAGUCCCCGCUGCCCUCACCUGCCACCAACACAGCCGGCAGCAGCACCUGCUCAUCCCUGUCCCCACUGUCCAGCAGCCCGGCCAACCCCAGCUCAGAGGAGAGCCAACUCCCUGGCCCGCUGGGGCCCCCGGCCUUCUUCCACCCCCCCAGCCACCCCCAGGAAAACAACAGCCCCUUCCCCUCCCCCGAGCCCUCACGCGCCCUCUCCAUCCACUAUCAGCCAGAGCCAGUCAAGACCUUUUCUUUCCCCACAGAGGGGCUGGGGGCCGAGGGCACCUUCAAAUGCCUGGAAGAGCCCCCAUUCCCCAGUGCAGGCCCCGAGGUGGGAGGCGGGGGGAUGGAGGGCUUCCCCCCGGAGCCACCCCCCUACUCUGCCCACCACUUCCCCCUCAGCAGCGCCAGCCUGGACCAGCUGGACGUGCUGCUCACUUGCAAGCAGUGUGACCGCAACUACAGCAGCCUGGCCACCUUCCUGGAGCACCGGCAGUUCUGCAGCCUGCUCCUGGCCAGGACCAAGGACAGCCACCAGCAGCCCUCGGAGAUCCCCACGCCUCCCGCGGCCCCCUCCGCGCUGGCUGCCCCCAAAGCACCGGCCAGUGGGAACCCGAGCCUGCUCGGCCCCAUGAAGAUGGUCCCCUUUCUGCUAGGGGGAGACGUCCGGGUGGAUGGCAAAGAUGACCCCCUGAGGACAAGUUUCUUGCCCAGCCUGACCACUGCCCCCUUCCCGCUCUCUGCCUCAGACCUGGACCUGGAGGACGAUGCCAAGCUGGACAGCCUCAUCACCGAGGCACUCAGCGGCCUGGGGUACCAGUCAGACAGCCCCGAGAUCGACAGCUGCUUCAUCGACGUCUUUGCCGACGAAGAACCCUCUGGCCCCAGAGGUCCCAGUGCUGGGCUGCCCCCUAAGAUCAGGGUGGGGGCCACGCCAGACAACAAAGCCCAGCUCCCACCCUCAGCCACGGAGUCCCAGGCCCCCCGACCUGGGGAUGGGGUCUACCCCACCUGUAGCAGGCCCAAAACUCGCUCUCUGGGCCCAGUGCCUGCGGAGGCAGAUGGGGUCAGCCUGGUCAGCCAGCAGAGGAGAGGAAAGCAGUUGAAGUUUUUCCAGGGAGAGCUGGACACAGCCAGCACUGCCAAGAGGUCAGGCAGGGGCACCAGAGCCGCCUGCCUGAGGCCCAGGAGGAAGGGCAGCAGGGCCGAGCCGGCCCCACCCCGCCCCCGGGACCUCAGGCCCCAAGCCCCCAAGAGCCACACAGACCCCUGUGGCAGGGCCCUCCCGGUGGAGACCAGGAGCUCCAGGCGCCUCCGACUGUCCCCAGGGAAGGCUCCCCGGAGGAGGAAGGCCUGGGGGGGCACCUGGAGCAAGGAGCUCAUCCACAAGAUCGUGCAGCAGAAGAACCAGCUGCACAAGCAGCAGGCGCAGCGCGGCCCGGCCAGGGGCUUCUCCCUGGGGACCGAGAGGCCCACGCCCAGCACCCCGGACGGCCGGCUCCAGCAGUAUGACUACGCCUCGGAGUCCGAGGAGGAGGACACCGUGCGGCCACGGGGCUCCCGCCUCAGAGGCCAGCCCCGCCAACACAGCCCGCAGCGGCGCCGCAGUGAGACGAGGAAGGAAAUGGACUUGACGCUGGGUCCCGGAGGAGACGGAGAGCAGCCGAAAGCCAGGGGGGUCGUGAGGCAGGAAAGCACAAAGCCGGGUAGGCCUCGCCCAGACCCCAGUGGGAGCCCUGAGACCCGAGAGGACCCUAAGGAGGAAGGCCCCAAGCGUCUCCUGCAGGGCCCCACUGGCACCGAGACCCCAGGGGAAAACCAUCUGUUGCUGGACUCGCCUCAAGAUGUUCCUCCUGAUCCCACAAAGCUUCUCCGAGGUGUUUGCAGCCCUCCUUCGUCCACCUGUGUGGAGAGAAGUCCCUGUUCCCCAUCCGCAGAGCCGCCACCGCCAGGCAGAGAGGACCCCAUGGUACCCCACAGGAGCUCAUCAGCACCAGGCGCAGGCGGCCUGCUGGGUGUCCCCCGGUGCACAGAAACCCCCAUCUCUCGUGACAAAGAGGAUCCCCCUGACUACCGGCCGGGAGACUUGCUGGUCCCUGUCACUAGCACCACCGCUGCCUACCCCGAGCCCAGCCUCCUGUUUUUAAAGACCCCUGAUCUUGGGUGUGACCCUGCUCUUUUGAACGGAGACUCCGUGGUCCCAGCUGCCAAAAAGGGGCCCUACGGCAGUCCCCCCGGCGAAUUGCUCCUUGGACCCAAAGACCUGGCUGGCUGUUUCCCCAAAGACUUGUACUCGAAGGCCUUAGCUCCGGACACUCCGUCAGCCAGCGGCAUGCGCCUUUGCCAGGAGGGUGUGCACGCCAGUUCCCUCAAGCCACAGCCCCCCAGGAAUCCACCCUACACGGUCAGCGCGGACCCAGGCAAAGCCGAAUCACCCCUGACCUUGGAGCCCACACCCCUCCUCUCAGGGCUGCCCGUGGACGACUUCAGCUCGCCGACCUACAGCAGCCUGUCUGGAAACGGGGUUGCACACUCACCCUCUACAUGCAUUGACCCUCCCCCGGGGAAACCCCCGCUGGACCCCCUGGACCCCUCCUUUCUGCCUGAGAAGGGCUGGCCCCUGCUGAAGGAAGCUUCCCCCAUGCUAUCCAGUCAUCUGGGCCAUUUCCCUGACCUCUCGGGGGCAAAGGCAUUCGGUAAGAAGGGUCCUCGGGAAAGGACCAUGGCCGCCAACCCUCCCCCUUUGCCUUACAAGCUCAGCGAAUGUGGCGUCGCUUUUAUGAGCAACCUGCCUGAAGAUGAAUUAGAGAUCAAGAGAUUGGUCACGGAAUUAGAAAGUGAGCUGCAAAGGAGAGGUGUGCAUGAGGCCCCAGGAGAGCUGCGCGAGGCUCAGCACGCAGGCAGCCCCCUGCCCGGCCGCCAGGCCGCCUCCCCCCGAAAGGACACGUGCACCACAGCCGAACUCACUGAUCUUGGGGAACUGAGUCCACACCAGGAAGGGGCAGCAAGAGCCGUGGCCGCCGUGGUUUCCGAGGUGACGCUAGGAAGCUCCCGGAAGGAGUGGUCCUCAUUUCACCCAGGAGAAGCAGCUUCUCCCCCCACCACCCACAUAGACCAGGCUUCUGACGCUUCUUUUAGCCCCGCUGGGUGCAGCCUCGGUUUCCAGCCGGUGCAGAACACCAGAGUCUCCAGGAGAGGGCUCCCUGAGGCGGAAGACGGGGGCAGGGUCUUCCCAGAAGCCUGUCUACCCGACCCCCAAGAGCCACUCCAAACCCCGUCGGACAGGGGGAGUUUAGUCAAGUGCAGCCCAAACCGUGAGCCUUUACUUCUUAAAAACAACAGGGCCGCCAGAAUCCAUCACAACGAAGAUGCCCUGCUGCUCCUUCCCUGCAGUCGGAGAGGAGAGCUGUUCCCGGGACCCUGCAAGGCGGAGGGGCCCAGCCGAGACGCCCCUGAGCUGGAAGCACUCAGCAGCCCCGUUGCCCGUCUGGCACCUGACUUGGCAUUUCAGUGUGCUGGGGUUCGGCCUCUGGGUGCCACUCCACCUUCUCGUGCCGGUCACAGUGAGGUCUUCAAGGGACAUUCUCUAAGAAGCACAGAUGGGCCAGAAGGAGCAGGUCCCCUCCACCCUAUAGCAGGGGAGCCUGGCUCCGAGGAUAACAAGGAAUUUGUGCCAACAGGAGCCUCCCCGAGUCCUGCAUGCAUGCCUAACGCCGGUCCUGGCAGGAGGCCCUCGAACCCAGCGGGAAGCCCCCUGCGUCAACUCCAGCUCCUGGUGGUCAGAGCAGCUGAGAGUGAAGAUGAUGCCCAGGGCUUACAGGGGCCCCCGCUGGCCGACACCCAGAGCCCUCUACAGAGCCACCCCUCAGAUGUGGAAGGGGACAGCAUGGAAUGUGGGAACGUGGCCCACAGCCCUGCUAAGGGCUUGGAUAAGGGUAUGCAGACGACAGCUAUCCCUGCAAUGGCUGGAUGUCAGCUGAGACCAGAGGCAAAUGACCAUCUGGGCUCACUCGGCCAGGCUGAGACGCUCAAAGGCCAAGGCAAAGCCAGCCAGCUGCAAGGAGAGAGCUGGGGACGCCCAGGAGGAGCGGACAACCUCACCGCGGUCAGUGCUGGUCCUGAAGCCACUCUGGCCAGCCUGGCUGGGGCUGCAGACCAGCUCGGGGGGCAGGUCCAGGGAAGCAGACGAAACUUGGGCCUUCAGAAUGAGGCACGGUCCCCCCCCAGCCCCAUCUCCUCUGAUGCGGAAUCUUUGGACCCAGCCUUGGCAGCAGCCCAUGCCCCAAAUGGCCCAGAGGACUGGACUCCAGAGGCAGCCAGUCCAGGCCUUAAGAAGCACCGGCUACUCACUGAGGAGAGCCCGGAGCUCCCCAUGAGAGACCUGGCCAGUUGUGCCCCCUUGCCCAUUUCUGCAGCCACGCCCGUUCCCUGCAGCCUUGAGCACCUGCUCCAGGAAGACCCUCUCACCGUGCCUUCAGGUGAGCUGAGGGGGCUGCUCCCAGCGUCUCCAUCCUGUGGGGACCCUACCAGCACGGAGCACCUGCCAGGCCGCGCUUCUGCCUGUGCAGCUCUGCACAGAGCCGGCCGCACGCUGGCUCCCACAGGUGCUAAGGCUGGGGCGUCCCUGGCAGCCUCCUCAUCUUUGAGGACAAACCCCUGUGGCCUCAAGGAAAGCCUGGCUUGCUGCUCUCUCCUAAGGGAACGAAGUCCGCAGGAAGACCCUUCCGCGGGCCAGCCCGGCUUCAUCAGUGUCUUCAUUUCCACCCAUGUGGGGGACCACCCGGAAGGCCACAUUCUAGAGGGUUCCAGAAAAGAGAGGCCGAGGGGCUCUCCUGCCUGUGAUGUCCCUCCUCCCCCAGCAAGGGCCAUGUCCCCAAGACUGACCAUCAAGGCUGCUGCCCUACCCGGCAUGCUGGUCACAGAUGGCAUAGGGGCAGUCAGAGGCCCCAAGGCUGAAUGUCCAGGCCCCCACACCAGCCCAGACAGGACACCCAGGGGCCCCUCCUCAGAACACCCAAGAAACCGGGAAGACCAGAGCGUCACCGCUGUGCCCGCUGACCCUUCCACCCAGAGGACAGCAGGGCCAGAGCCACGUACCUGCCAGGAAGGGGAGGCAGGGGCCAGCACUCAGGACGAGAAGGACCUUAAGGUACCUGGGGCUGGGAACCCUGGCAGUACCGAGGCCUCAGGAGCUGGCACCAGAGACCCACCGGCCACCUGCCCUUGUGAAGCGCCCCACCAGGACAGCGCCACCUCUCUGAGCAGCACAGCCAGCAACUCCAGACCCGACUCCCCCCAGAGCCUCAGAAAUGUCCUCCACCAGAUGCCCCAGGGGGACCCUCUGUGUCCUCAGGACCCCAAACAGAAGCCUUGUGGCUUUAAAAAGAGGCCCAGGUCCACUGAGAACAGCCGCUGGAAGAGCCAAGACCCCGCUGGGCAGCCCGCGACCUGCGAGAUCUGCUCGGCCACCUUCCGGUCGGGACCAGGCCUGAGCCGCCACAGAGCCAGGAAGCACAGGCUACACAGGGGGGCCCCUUCCCAGCCAAGCCUCCCAGCCCCGCCUGCUCCCCAACCUGGAGAUACUGCAGCCCAGACGAGCCAGCCCCCCAGGAAAAAAAGCCGCAGGGCACCUGGGAAGGAGAAGCCAAAGGACAGGCUGAAUGGCCCCAGCCAUGCUGCUGGGUCACCUCCCAUCCGGGGCUCCACAGCUCCGGGGGAGGCCCCAGGUCCUGGGACACCUAAGGGGCUCCGGCAGGGGCUCAGCAUUGUGAGAACACCAGGCGGUCCCCCCAGCGAGGAACCAGACCCCCCAGGCCUGGUCAAGCAAGGAGUGGGCUCGAGGCCUGCACAGCCCAGGAAAUGGGACUUGUUGCAGAGGGACAAGCCCUGUCCCAAACAGGGGGAGAGAAGAAGAGGCCAGAGGCGGGGUCGAGCGCCCAUGGACAUCCCCAGUGAGUCAGAGAAAUCAAAUAAGAAAUCAAGAAAGCCGAGAGCUAGAAGGUUCUGGGAGGAGAGUGAUCCUCGAGUCUCUCCCGAUGUGAUUUCAGAUAGAAGCCACUGGAGUCCAUCCACUGCGACUGUCAAUUACCCAGCCCCUCUGAGCCACUGCCUCUCGCAGGAGGCAGAGCAGGAGACUGUCACACAGCCACCCCUCGUGGCCACAGAACUGGAGGAGACAUCAGCACGGAAGUCACCUGGGAAUUGGGUGGCUCGUCUAGGGAGGGUGGAGGGGGUGCCUCCUGCAGAAGGGACAGGAGAGCAGAAGGCAGCCUUGGCAAGGGGGUGCUGGGGACCCAGAGAGACCGGGACAUCAGGUGUCUGCAGAGAACCAUCAAGUGCAACUAGGAGUACACCUGCAGGGCACAGCACAGCAGCCAAGAGCGGGUCAGGGCAAAGUGUCUGGGAAGGACACAAGUCCCCCUGGGGCCCCCCAGGCCCUCCAGAGACUCACGGUUCUGAGGCAGGUGACACCAUUAGCAGCUGCCUCCAGGGCCUCCGGCACAACCCAGAAGACGGGAUCCAAGAGCGUGAAGGCAUCACUCCUGAAGCCCCUGGCCUGAGUCUCAGGGACCCGCUGAGCCUGUUUGAUGACGAAGCCUCCUUUUCCCAGCUCUUCCCUCUAGGCAACCGCUUGACUCGGAAGAAGAACCCCCGCGUCUAUGGGAAGCGCUGUAAAAAGCCCAAGCCUCCGCCGUUGCUGGAGCCCAGUGGGGACUUCCAGGGCAGCUCUGCUAUGCCCUCCACCCACAUGCCCACAGAUCUCAGUGACUCAGGCUCCCUCUGCCUGUCCCACGAGGACCCAUGGAGUGAUGAGGCCAUGGGCCUGCCUGAGUCCUUCCUUCUGGAGGGCUUCCUCAGCAGCAAGGUGCCUGGCAUUGACCCCUGGGCCCCGGGACCCAGCCUCUGGGCCCUGGAGCCUGACCUGGAGGUAGAAUGUGCCGAGCAGGGACCCUCCUGCAGUGCUGAGGACCACCCAUCAGAGAACAUCCCUGAGCUGCACAUGGUCCCAGCAGCUUGGCGAGGCCUGGAGCUGCGGACCUCCACCGAUGAGACCGCCUCUUCCCUCGGAGACGUGAGCCCCGAGCCCCCUAACCUGGAGCGAGAACACAACUUCGGGCUCCCGGGGAACACUGUGGAUCUGGAGAGGCUCAGCACCAGACUCGAGAUGCAAGAUCUAUGCUUCCUGGGACCCUGUGAAGACCCUGUGGCUCUCCCCAGCAUGAGCCUCUUAGACUUCAAGGCCACAGAGAACUCCCACGGACCACGGAGUAAAAGGACAGAGGAGGUGUCUGGGGCCAGAAGGGCCACAGGCAGAGACCGGAAUGCCAAGGCCAGGAGGGCGCCCUACAAAUGCAGGGUGUGCUUCCAGCGCUUCCACAGCCUGGGGGAGCUGGACCUCCAUAAGCUGGCCCACAGCCCCUCGCCACCCCCCACCUGCUACAUGUGUGUAGAGCGCAGGUUCGGCUCUCGCGAGCUGCUGCGUGAGCACCUGCAGGAGAAGCAUGUGCAGGGCCGGGCGGGGCUGUGGGCCUGCGGCAUGUGCCUGAAGGAGGUGGCCGAUGUCUGGAUGUACAAUGAGCACCUGCGGGAACAUGCCCUACGGUUUGCCAGAAAGGGGCCGGCACGGAGGUCCCUGGGAGACCCACCUGGAUGCUGGGACGGGGAUAGCACUGUCACACACUUCCUGAGCAGCAUCAUGGGACAGGCAUCCAAACCCCAGAGGGGCAAGUGCUCAGUGGGCCAGGCAAAUGGAGGCCCUGCAGAGAGGGAGUGGGCAAAACCCAAGGCUCGUACCAAAAACUCAAACCAAGAUGGCACUUUGAUGCCAGACAGCACCUUAGCCAAUAGCAGCCUGUCAACCUGUGCAAACCCCACUCUGCCCAGUAGUUCCGCCACUCUCCCCGGCUCCACCAAGACAUACCCCAGCCCAUCCCCUGACCCCUGCUCCACCCGAGAGCCCCUACUCCACACCAUCCAGGUGCACCAGGACUGCAAGGACCCGUCCAGAGACUGCCACCACUGCGGCAAGCGGUUCCCCAAGCCUUUCAAGCUGCAGCGCCACCUGGCGGUGCACAGCCCACAGCGCGUCUUCCUGUGCCCCCAGUGCCCAAGGGUCUACCCUGAGCCCCGAGAGCUGCGUGCUCACCUCGCCAGGGACCACGGGGUGAGGGAGGAGCUGGAGCUGCAGCACACCCCACUGUAUGCCUGUGAGCUCUGUGCCAACGUCACCCACAUCAGCAAGAGGUCCUUCAUCUGCAGCUCCUGCAACUACACAUUCGCCAAGAAGGAGCAGUUUGACCGACACAUGGACAAACACCUGAGGAGGGGACAGCAGCCCUUCACAUUCCGAGGGGUGCGGAGGCCAGGUGCCUCUGGGCAGAAGCCCCAGGCACGGGAGGGCUCACUGCCUAGCAAACGUCGCAGAGUGGCCACGCCCAGCAGCACCCCUGGGCCUGUCGUGGACAGGUCUCUGUCUCUGGGCAGCAUACCCACCUUGAGGGAGGCAUCCCUCACAGCCCUGCUCCAGCCCUGCCUAGAGGCCAUUCCUGGGGGCACCAAGAGUCAGCCCAGGACCCCAGAGAGGCCCCUGGAUCCUGUGGGACACCUGGCCAGGGACAACAAUCUGCCCUCUGAUUCCCAGGGGCUCAUUCUCCCAUCUCUGUCUCCUUUCCCAGCAGCCUCAGCUGAUAGCAAAGAUGGCCACAAGCCAGACCAAGCCCUGGAGAGCCUCACGGACGAGGCUUUCCCAGGCAGCCCUGGGCCUCUUCCCCAGCAGGCUCUCCCGCUGGACAGCUUUCUGCCCCUGCCGGGGGCCAGAGGCCAAGCCACAGAGGAACAGAGGGCUGGUAGCCUGCUUUCGGGGAAAGGCAGGGUCCCAAGCGCCCCUGGCAAAUGUGCCUCAGACCAUUACCCAGAAGCCCCCUCCCUGCUCGAGAAGGAGAAGCAGGUGUCCACAUGCCACCUGGUGUCAGAGGAGGACAAGGGAGUUUCCUCCCACAAGGGCAGUACCACCAAGCACGGGGGCUGUCGGAGUUCGUCAAAGGACAGGCCAGCUUUGUCCAUCCCCAACAAAGCACCCAAGUUUCCAGUGCAAUCAAAGAAGGCCGUGGCCAGCCCGACACCUGGAGAGCCCGCCCGUGGCACUGAGGACAGACAGAAGCCCACUGCCCUCAAAGCCAAGCUGGGGUCCAACUCCCAGGGCAACGGCACCAAGACAGCAGGUGGCAGCCAGCCUCAACCAGCCAGUGGGCAGCUUCAAAGUGAGACAGCCACCACCCCAGCCAAGCCCAACUGCCCUGUCCAGAGCCCUGCCCCAGACAAGCCUCCCACUCGAGCCCCAGCCAAGGGUUACUCCAAGGCACCAAGAGAAGCUGGUGACCAGGGGCCCCAAGGGAGCCUGGUCCCCAGGGAGGACAGAGAGGGCAAAGAGAAGAAGAGAAAGAGCCGGGCCCUGGGGCCAAGCAGGAGUGACAAUGUGGGGAGCUUGGGGAGAACCCCUUCAGUCCCUGACAAACCCCCCCGGGCUCCCCGGAAGCAGGCUGCUCCCAGCCGUGUUCUCCCUGGCAAACCCAGGCACAGUAGCCAGAGUAGCACUACACUGCCCCAGCCCUCGGAGCAGCAGAGGGGGGAGCACAGCCACACACACCCGGACUUCAGACGCAGCAAAGAUGGAUUAGGCAAGGCCUUCCCCCAGGUGAGACCCCAGCACAGGACCCCCAAGAAGGGCAGAGCUGUCCGCGGUGCUGAACACGCCAAUCCUCGAGCCUGCUGGACCGCUGAAUCCCAGAACGACCUCCUCAGCCAGCUCUUCGGACAGAAACUAACCAGCUUCAAGAUCCCUUUGAAAAAGGACCCCUCUGAGUAA
Molecule: messenger RNA, 11547 nt
Organism: Molossus molossus (Pallas's mastiff bat)
Lineage: Eukaryota; Metazoa; Chordata; Mammalia; Chiroptera; Molossidae
Gene: ZNF469
Product: zinc finger protein 469
Exons: 1
Coding region: 1-11547 (3848 amino acids)
Source: RefSeq, a predicted model, not a curated record